UGUGGCAUGAAGAUUUUAUAUCUACAGGCAAGCACCUUCUUAGGUCAUUCGAAAGACUCAUCACGCUGUCUCUGUUUUUUUUUGUUCUCUGAGCAAGACUUUUGGCCAAAUCAUUAUCAACCGCAAUCCAAUCACCCUAGGCCGUAUAAUACAAUUACGCAAUUAGUACUGCUUUUGUCGCCUGCGUACAGAAUGGCCCCAGCUAGCUCUACUGAAACGCCAUGGCAUGCUGCGUAUCCGUCGCCAACAAAUGCAUCACCAGCUACUAUAACACGAGAUGAGGUACUGGAAAUAUUAAAAGGCGAGGAUGGCACGACCUGCCCAUCAUACGUGCUCGUUGAUCUCCGCCGGACAGACCAUGAGGGUGGCACUAUUCACGGUUCCAUUAAUCUACCUGCACAAAGCUUGUAUCCCAGCAUUCCUACGCUGUAUAAACUUUUCAAAACCGCGGGCAUCAAGAAUGUCAUUUGGUAUUGCGGAUCAUCCCAGGGUCGUGGCACUCGUGCCACAGGCUGGUUCAGCGACCACUUGAAGAAUCACAGCGAUGAAGAAAUGAAAAGUCAUGCCCUUCUCGGAGGUAUCAAAGGCUGGGCCGCCGCAGGUGGUGAGUUUGUUCAGUAUAUGAAUGAGUACGACGCGUCAUUUUGGUCCAAGUGAACUGGACACUGGAUUUUCAGCCUGUUAACCUCGAGCAUGGCAACUGAGUUCCCUAUAGUCGCGUACAUAUGAGUCUAGACCUAUGAUGAAGAUACUUGUCUUGCACCA
Truncatella angustata is the source of this 765-nucleotide messenger RNA. Its product is annotated as Rhodanese-like domain-containing protein. Lineage: Eukaryota; Fungi; Ascomycota; Sordariomycetes; Amphisphaeriales; Sporocadaceae. The transcript has 3 exons. Gene Ontology annotation, cellular component: cytoplasm; nucleus. Bases 7 to 657 code for a protein of 216 amino acids. Gene Ontology annotation, molecular function: protein tyrosine phosphatase activity. The record is from RefSeq and is a predicted model, not a curated record.